Molecule: messenger RNA, 474 nt
Organism: Polyodon spathula (Mississippi paddlefish)
Lineage: Eukaryota; Metazoa; Chordata; Actinopteri; Acipenseriformes; Polyodontidae
Product: granzyme A-like
Exons: 3
Coding region: 1-441 (146 amino acids)
Biological process (GO): proteolysis
Molecular function (GO): serine-type endopeptidase activity
Source: RefSeq, a predicted model, not a curated record
AUGAUGAUCAAGCUGAAAGAGCAAGUCACGCUAAACAGUCGUGUUGGUAUCCUUAAACUUCCUCAACCAUCUUUGACCUCCGAUGUCAAAGCUGGCACCAAAUGUCAUGUUGCAGGCUGGGGUUCAACAAGGCUUUCUGGAAAAGGUCACUCGGAUGAUCUGAGGGAAGUGAAUGUUAUCAUUGUCGACCAAGAAACAUGCAAGAGCCAAUACCACAAACUGAGACAAGAAAUAACAAAAAACAUGCUGUGCGCGGGCAACAAAAAGAGAAAGCAAGAUAUAUGUAACGGUGACUCUGGUGGACCACUCCUCUGUGAAAACACAUACAGAGGAAUUGCUUCUUUUGGAACACGGAAAUGCCAAGGAAAAUUGCCUUCAGUUUACACUCACCUGACAAGACAGUACCUGGACUGGAUUCAGCAUGUCAUGAAGAAUAAUUGAAGCACCUUCUCUAUAACCUGCCUAUUUACUCUU